Molecule: messenger RNA, 1560 nt
Organism: Stylonychia lemnae
Lineage: Eukaryota; Ciliophora; Spirotrichea; Sporadotrichida; Oxytrichidae
Source: the annotation of a GenBank genome assembly
AUGACUAAAAGCACUGCAAAUACUUCUAAUAGCAAUGGUAUACAAUAUUUUAUUUAAAUCAUCUUAGUAGGCUAACUUAUUACAAAUAAGGAGAAAUCCAAUGAUAAGUCAUGGGUUAACUUUAAAUUUGAAGAAGAUAGUAAGAUAUAGUCCUAAGAAAAUAGAAUCAAGCAUUAAAUUGUGGCGGAUAAAAAGCCUACCCAUAAUUUGUUGGAAUAAAAACAAUUAAAUGAAAAAUAGAGUAGUAAAGAAUAGAAAUCUCAAGUUCAACAAGAGAAGACUGCCAAAGGAUCAUUAUAAUUUGAGGUUAUUGAUGAAAAUAUUGUCAUCUUAGGAGGAUGGCUAUAGGUCUCAGUCAACUUAGGAAAUCUGCUCAAUGAAUAAGUAGAUGCUAUUACAAAUGCUGCAAAUGAAUAUUUGUAGCAUGGAGCUGGAGUUGCUAGGGCUAUUGCUGACAAAGGAGGACCUCAAAUCUAAAUUGAGUCAGAUGAAUGGGUACUGAAUAAUGGCAAGGUAGACACUGGUACAGCUAGAGGAUUUACUUCAGCAGGAGAAAUGACUAAUUGUAAAUAUGUUAUUCAUGCAGUAGGACCUGUGUGGACUGAUGGUUACAGAGACGAUGAGAGUUUGCUUUAUAAUUGUGUGUAUGAUACUUUAAAGACAGCAACCAAACUUUGCUGCAAGUCUGUUUCUCUGCCAGCUAUUUCAUCAGGUCUAUUUAGAUUUCCUAUAAAACUUUGCGUAAGAUAUUUUUUCAGUGCGGUAGAGGACUUUUGUUACUAAAAUAACCCCGAAAAUGUUUCAUUGAGAAAGAUAAGGUUUACUAAUUUUGAUGAGCCAACAGUAAUUGAGUUUCAAUAAGAAUUCCUUUGGAGAUAUUCUGUCAGAAAGGAAUGUUAUCCAUUGACAGGAAAAGAUAAUUUAGGAGAUAAACACAAGAAUGAAGAGGCAUUAAAAUUAUUAGAGAAUCGUAAUGAGGAAGUGAGUCAAUUCUAUUAAGCAAAUCCAAGAUAAUAAAAAAAGUCUUGGGAAUAGGCUUGCUAUAUGUUAGAUCUUUUCGAGAAAAAAUAUAGGAGAAAAUUACAAAAUAAUUAAGAAGGUAGAGAAUAAAAUAGUAGUAAUUCUUACAAAUAUUAUAACAGGCAAUAUCAGAAUAGAAAAAAAGAUAAUUAUACUGGCUAAGAGAAAAAUUAUUAGAAAAAACACUACGAGCAAUAGAAUAUAGAUGGCAAAAAAAUCAAUGAGGAAAAAAAGAAUAGCUAAGGUUAUAAGUAAAGCUAAAUCAACUCAUAUUUUGGAAAUAAGCAGUCAGCAGAUGAUAAUAAAUAUUCUCAUAAAUAAUAGUAAUUUAGAAAUGAGCAGAAGUAAUACAAUCAAAACUUUUAGCCAUAUAGCAGCAAAUAGAAUAACUUCUAAAUUGAAUAAGAUAAUUUUAGCUCUAAUUAAAUGAAGAAUGAUUAAAGGAAAAAAUCAAAAAAUAAUGAAGAUAUGACAAUGAAUGAUGACUACCAAGGAGCUUCAAAUUAGGGAAGAUAAGUUUAUUUUAAGAAAUAAUAGUGA